GCGGUCCCGCCGAGGAUUGAGCGCCGCAGGAGCCGGGAGGCGAACCUGGGACCCGCUGGCCUCGCUCGGUGCGCGCCUCCCUCCCCACAUGGAGCCCGCCGAGCGCUCGCGGGUCCCCAGGAUCGACCCGUACGGAUUCGAGCGGCCUGAGGACUUCGACGACGCCGCCUACGAGAAGUUUUUCUCCAGCUACCUGGUCACGCUCACCCGCAGGGCGAUCAAGUGGUCCCGGCUGCUGCAGGGCGGGAGCGUCCCCAGGAGCCGGACAGACCUCAACCGGACCUUCCCCGACAAUGUGAAGUUUCGGAAGACCACGGAGCCCUGCCUGCAGAAGACCCUGUACAAUGUGCUGCUGGCAUACGGGCACCAUAACCAGGGAGUGGGCUACUGCCAGGGAAUGAAUUUUAUAGCGGGAUAUCUGAUUCUUAUAACGAAUAAUGAAGAAGAAUCUUUCUGGCUGUUAGAUGCUCUUGUUGGAAGGAUACUACCUGAUUACUACAGCCCGGCCAUGCUGGGCCUGAAGACCGACCAGGAGGUCCUCGGGGAGCUGGUGCGGGCGAAGCUGCCGGCUGUGGGGGCCCUGAUGGAGCGGCUGGGCGUGCUGUGGACGCUGGUGGUGUCCCGCUGGUUCAUCUGCCUGUUUGUCGACGUCCUGCCCGUGGAGACAGUGCUUCGGAUCUGGGACUGUUUGUUUAACGAGGGCUCGAAGAUUAUCUUCCGGGUGGCCCUGACCUUAAUUAAGCAGCACCAGGAGUUUAUUUUGGAAGCCACCAGCAUUCCAGACAUUUGCGAUAAGUUUAAGCAGAUAACCAAAGGCAGUUUCGUGAUGGAGUGUCACACGUUUAUGCAGAAAAUAUUUUCAGAACCUGGAAGCUUAUCCAUGGCCACCGUCGCCAAGCUGCGCGAGAGCUGCAGGGCCCGGCUGCUGGCACAGGGGUGAGUGUGCCUGUCUCCUGCGUUGCUCAUCUCCGCACAGACGGCGAUUCUCCUUUCCAGAGUUGACACUGGACCAGCUUUCACUGCUUUCCUUUUUAGUGUUGUAAAUACUUGACAUCACUACACUGUAGUUGUGAAUUUUUUUAAAAGAGCAGUUUAAAACCAGGUCAUUCUACCAGCUUUUGAUUAGUUAUGAAGUCAUACUUUUUAAAGAAAACUUUUUACCUGAGAUAUCAAUAAUAUAUAAAAUGUGAGAUGUGGCUUUGUAUCUAAUAAAGGAUGCUAAUCAGUUUCUCAGCUGACUGGAAAUUAACACAGUGGUCACUGAGGCCUCCCCAACGGCAGUGUGAAUAUUCCAUUCCUUUCUGUGGCUCAGCACUCACUUCAUGUGAGGCUUCUGCACGUAGUAGGUGAUUUCUCUCUAGAAAGGUCAUUUUUUCCCUUCAACUUUUAAGGUCUGGGUACAGGUGGAGGGUGAACAGGUUUGCUGCAUAGGUAAAUGUGUGCCAUGGUGAUUUGCUGCACAGAUCAUCCUGUCACCUAGGUAUGAAGCCAGCAUCCCUUAGCUAUUCUUCCUGAUGCUCUCCCUGCCCCCAACCCAAUAGGCCCCAGUGUGUGGUGUUCCCCGCCUUGUGUCCAUGUGUUCUCAUCAGAAGCUCCCACUUGAGAACAAGUGGUGUUUGGUUUUCUGUUCCUGUGUUAGUUUGCUGAGGAUAAGGGUCUCCAACUCCAUCCAUGUCCCUUCAAAGGACAUGAUCUCAUUCCUUUUUAUGGCUGCAUAUUAUACCAUGUAUCUCUGUAUGAAAGGUUAUUCUUUUAAUGAUUUAAAAAUUCUUUUACAUGAAUGAACCAGACAACUGUGCCAGGAACUCGGGCCACUCCAACACCAUUCCCUACAUCUGGCACCGAGACCACCCUCACCCCCGUUUCCCUGACACCCUUCUCUCUCUGCACCAAGACCACCCUCACCCCCGUUUCCCUGACACCCUUCUCUCUGCACUGAAACCACCCUCACCCCCGUUUCCCUGACACCCUUCUCUGCACUGAAACCACGCUCGACCCCCAUUUCCCUGACGUCCUUCUCAUGAGCUCCCAUUUAGCUGACAAAAGGACAAGGCCCACACAAAAAAGAAAGAGGCUUUUUAUUACAUUGUUACAGGCAAUGCAUUACGUGAGCCGGUCCUGUGUACAAUCCCCAAGCCGCGGCAAAACAUCACGAGAAGCACCUAUCUCACAUUGUACACAGCGCAGAACAG
This is a messenger RNA of Cercocebus atys (sooty mangabey), 2192 nucleotides long. It is a transcript of the gene GRTP1, whose product is annotated as growth hormone regulated TBC protein 1. The coding region runs from base 89 to 940 and encodes 283 amino acids. Lineage: Eukaryota; Metazoa; Chordata; Mammalia; Primates; Cercopithecidae. The transcript is spliced from 7 exons. The record is from RefSeq and is a predicted model, not a curated record.